Messenger RNA from Solanum tuberosum (potato), 3243 nucleotides. RefSeq lists its product as uncharacterized. Gene Ontology annotation, molecular function: nucleic acid binding. The transcript has 8 exons. The record is from RefSeq and is a predicted model, not a curated record. Gene Ontology annotation, biological process: DNA integration. NCBI's taxonomy places the organism in Eukaryota, Viridiplantae, Streptophyta, Magnoliopsida, Solanales, Solanaceae. Bases 1 to 3243 code for a protein of 1080 amino acids.
AUGAAUGCAGUGAGGCCUGGUCUUCGUAGUUCUGUAGUGUAUGCAUCUGAUGCUAGGAAUGUGUGGCUAGAUCUAAGAGAAAGGUUUGACACUGUGAAUGGAUCCAGAAUAUUUCAGUUACAUAGGGAGAUUCAUUCUCUCACUCAGGGUACAAUGUCAAUUCCUGACUAUCACUCAAGGCUAAGAGACCUUUGGGAUGAGUAUGAUGCUAUCAUGCCAUGUCCAAGUUGUCCAUGUUCGGAGUCAAAAAAAUUUGGUGAACACUGCGACUAUCAAAGGCUUCUGCAGUUUCUAAUGGGGUUAAAUGAGUCAUAUUCCCCUCCUAGAAGUUCGAUCUUAAUGAUGAGUCCAAUUUCUUCACUAAAUAAAGCUUAUGCAAUGCUGAUUGAUCAAGAGAGUCAGAGAAAUCUGGCAAGCAAUAGUUCCAGUGGUUCAGGGCUGAUAGAACGCACAACAAUGGAGCAGUGCUACAAAAUAGUUGGAUACCCUGCAGAUUUCAAGUCCAAGAGGAAACCUCUGAAUACUGUGAUGUAUGCUAAUAAGGUGGAUCUUCCUCCUAAUCUUGGACAAGAGACCAUAAGAUGUAGCAACAAAGGGAAAAAUGCCUCAGGAACAGGUCCACACACUGGUGCUUUUUUCACUUCUGCUCAGUAUCAACAAAUUCUCCAACUGCUUUCCAAACCUGGUGGUGAGAACACAACAGAGCCAUGUGCAAACAUUGCUACUACUGAUGAUGCAAACAAAGCUAGGGAAGUUUAUGCUCAAGGAGACAGUAAGGUACAUUUACCAAAUGGUAAAGUUGCAGCAGUCACUCAAAUUGACCUCUCCACUGGUCUGGUAAAGGGGAUUGGUAAGGAGGAACAUGACUUAUACAUACUACAAGAGGGACCAAGUCAAGCUCCAAAUAAGCAGGUCAAUAGUAGUAAGCAUGUUCAACUACCUAUGUCUGUCAACUCUGUUACUCAAUCUGAGUCUAGUAGUAGUAUAUGGCACAAAAGACUUGGUCAUGCACUUAUUGAUGUAAUAAAGAGGCAUGAGUGUCUCAAGGCAUUAAAGAAGUUCCUACAUAUAAUGGCAAGAGGUUUUUUUGUGACAAUUGUGGAUGACUUUAGCAGAUACACUUGGGUGUUUUUAAUUGCAUCUAAAGCUGACACUAUAGUAGUACUCAAACACUUUCUCAAGCAGGUUCAAAAUGUAUUCUCCACCACUAUGAAAACACUGAGGACAUAUAAUGGCUGUGAAUUUUUCAGUGGUGAGGUUCAAACAUUACUAAGUGACCUUGGCAUUGCCCAUCAGAGUACUUGUGUUUAUACACCACAACAGAAUGGUAUUGCUGAAAGAAAGCAUAGAACAAUCCCUACCAUGACCAGAUCACUGAGGUUCAAGCUUCAAUACCUCUCAAGUACUGGGGUCACUAUUUUUGGGUGCUUGUUUAUGGGAUGUUCAUCCACUAAAAAAGGGUAUGUCCUAUAUGACAUUCAUGCUCAUAGUUUCUUUGUAAACAAACAUGUGGUGUUUCAUGAAGAGUUAUUUCCAUUUAAGCACAUGCAAGCUUCCUCAGAACCACUCUUUCCAGUUCUUGAUAUUGAACCACCUGUUGAUAUUUGUUCAUCUGAGUCUGUAGUACCUUCAGUAGUACCUCCUUCUGAACCUCCUAUAACAUCUCCUACAGUUUCAUCACACCAUAGUCCACUACCACCUCAUUCAACAGUUUCUCUCCCGGUUAUUCAUUCUAAGGUUUCUGUUACUUCUUCAAAAAGAUCAGGCAAACUAAGUAGACCCUCUCUAUGGCUGCAGGACUUUGUAACUAUGCCCAAAACCUAUAAUUGUCUCUAUCCACUAGCAGCUCAUCUCACUUAUUCUCAUUUGUCCCUCUUUUAUAGACAUACUCUGCAUGCUUAUUCAUCUAUUUCUGAGCCUGCAUCAUUCAAAGAGGCUGCUGCUGAUUCUGCUUGGGUAAAAGCUAUGGAUUUGGAGAUUGCAGCUCUAGAAGCUAAUAACACUUGGAGCAUUGUUGACCUCCCUCUUGGUAAAAUACCUAUUGAGUGCAGGUGGAUCUAUAAGAUCAACUUCUUGGCCUCAGAGGCAGUAGAAAGGUUCAAAGCAAGAUUUGUUGCUAAGGGGUUCAGUCAGAGGAAGGGUCUUGAUUAUGGUGAGACAUUCAGUCCAGUAGCAAAGAUGGUAACGGUGAGGUUUGUGGUUGUUUUGGCUGCAUCUAAAGGAUGGUACAUUUAUCAGAUGGAUGUGCACAAUGCUUUCCUUAAUGGUGAUCUAAAUGAGGAGGUGUAUAUGGAGAUUCCUAGUGGCUUUGCAAACAAGGGGGAGAGCAUGAAGGCUAAUGGUAACAUUGUGGUAGUGCUAGUAUAUGUGGAUGAUCUUCUAAUCACUGGUAGCAGCCCUCAACAGUUAUGCAACACUAGGAAGAGAAUCCAAACCAACUUCAAAAUGAAGGAUCUAGGAGAACUCAAAUUCUUCCUAGGUAUUGAGUUCUCUAGAUCCAGCAGGGGUAUUUUAAUGACACAAAUGAAGUAUGCUUUGGAACUCAUCUAUGAGUUUGGGCUAGGAGGAGCCAAACCUGCCUACACACCACUAAAAAUGAAUCAGAAACUCAUUUCUAUUAAGUAUGAUGAGCAUGUGGAUAACACAGGGCCUAAAAGUGAUGAUCUACUUAAAAAUCCUGCAGAUCCCACUGCCCUAAGAGCGGUGAGAUACAUCAAAGAGGCUCAUGGUUUAGGACUGUUAAUGCCAGCCAAACAAACUACACAACUAACUGCCUACUGUGAUUCUGAUUGGGGAGCAUGUGUGGAGACCAAGAGAUCUGUUACAGGAUAUCUAGUAAAGUUUGGAGAUGUUUUAGUAUCUUGGAAAUCCAAGAAGCAAGAAACAGUGUCAAAAAGUUCAACUGAGGCAGAGUUCAGAAGCAUGGCUACUUGUUCAACAGAGAUUACUUGGUUGUUAAGCCUAUACAAAGAGCUGGGAGUAUGUAUAAAUCUGCAUGUACAUAUGAUGUGUGACAGUAAGGCAGCUAUUCAAAUAGCUGCCAAUCCAAUAUUCCAUGAAAGAACCAAACAUAUAGAUAUUGAUUGCCACUUUGUGAUGGAAAGAAUUUGUCAAGGAAAGCUGAAAACAGAACAUGUUAACAUCAAACAUCAACUAGCUGAUUUGUUGACUAAAUGGCUGGGAAAUGAACAACACAACUGGUUGAUAAGCAGACUUGGAAUGACAAAUGUAUUUCAACCAUAA